GAAAGCAGAAACGAGAGAAUGAUGAAGCGGUGAAAAUGUAGAGAAAGUGAGUGACUGAUUCUUUUGUUUGGAUCCAAAAAGUUUCCUUUCUUUUUCUUUUUUCUUUUUAUUACACAUUCUUGCUACCCAAACAGAUUAUUAGCUUCACCCCUCACUCUCUACUCUCUUUUCACUAAAAAAAAUCUUUUUUUUUUUUUCUUUUUUGCAAGUUUCUGUUCUCUUUCCUUAAAACCCUCUUGCACUACCCAACAAAGUGAUAUAAAGAAACUAAAACUAAGCACUAAAAGCAUUAAUCUUUAGCUUCAAAGACAGUGAACUAUCAAGAAAAGUUUCAAUCUUUUUUUUUUUUCUUUUUCUUUUUGUUUCUUGAGUUUUUGUUUUUGUUUUUAUAAGAGAUUGAAUUUUUAGCCAAAUGGGAGCUAGGUGCUCCAAAUUAUCACUCUGUUGGUGGCCAUCUAAUCUCAAAUCAAACCUCAAUGAGUCUUCUGAUCUUGAGAAUGGUGACUUGCUUCCUGGGUUUAAAGAGUUUAGCUUGGAACAGCUACGAGCUGCUACUUCAGGUUUUAGUACAGACCAUAUUGUAUCAGAGCAUGGUGAGAAAGCUCCCAAUGUAGUUUAUAAAGGCAGAUUUCAAGAUGAUAAUCGUUGGAUCGCCAUCAAAAGAUUCAACAAGUCUGCUUGGCCUGAUUCUCGCCAGUUCCUUGAGGAGGCUAGAGCUGUGGGGCAGUUGAGAAAUGAGAGAUUAGCCAAUUUGAUUGGCUGUUGCUGUGAAGGAGAGGAGAGAUUAUUGGUAGCUGAGUUUAUGCCUAAUGAGACCCUAUCUAAGCAUCUUUUCCAUUGGGAGAACCAGCCCAUGAAGUGGGCAAUGAGAUUGAGAGUGGCUCUCUUUCUGGCUCAAGCUCUGGAAUACUGUAGCAGUAAAGGAAGGGCCUUGUAUCAUGACCUUAAUGCAUAUAGAAUUUUGUUUGACCAGGACGGCAAUCCAAGGCUCUCCUGCUUUGGCCUGAUGAAGAAUAGCAGAGAUGGCAAGAGCUAUAGUACAAACUUGGCUUUCACCCCUCCUGAGUACCUGAGAACUGGAAGAGUCAUACCAGAAAGUGUGGUUUACAGCUUUGGCACACUAUUGCUUGAUCUUCUCAGUGGCAAGCACAUACCUCCAAGCCAUGCAAUUGAUCUGAUACGUGGAAAGAACUUUUUGAUGCUGAUGGACUCGUGUUUGGAGGGUCAUUUUUCAAAUGAUGAUGGAACUGAAUUAGUGCGAUUAGCUUCACGCUGUUUACAGCAUGAACCCCGUGAGAGGCCAAAUGCAAAGACCCUUGUCACUGCUCUUACUCAUCUUCAGAAAGAAACAGAGGUUCCGUCCUAUGCUUUGAUGGGGAUUCCACAUGGAGCUGCAUCCCCAAAGCCAACAGUGUCAUUGACACCUCUAGGUGAAGCUUGUUCAAGAAUGGAUCUUACUGCAAUACAUGAGAUUCUGCAGAAGGUGGGAUAUAAAGAUGAUGAGGGGAUUGCAAAUGAGCUUUCCUUCCAAAUGUGGACAGAUCAAAUACAGGAAACACUCAAUUGUAAGAAACGUGGAGAUGCUGCUUUUAGAACUAAAGACUUUGCUACAGCCAUUGAUUGUUACACACAGUUUAUUGAUGUUGGGACCAUGGUAUCACCGACUGUAUUUGCCAGACGCUGCUUGUGCUACUUGAUAAGUGACAUGCCACAAGAAGCCCUUGGAGAUGCCAUGCAAGCUCAAGCAGUAUCUCCUGAGUGGCCCACUGCCUUCUAUCUCCAAGCUGCGGCACUCUUCAGCCUCGGGAUGGACAGUGAUGCACAGGAAACUCUGAAAGAUGGCACAACCUUGGAAGCCCAAAAACAUAGAAACUGAAGUCUGAAAGUGUAUAGUUAUUAAAAAAAAGAAAAAGAAAAAGAAACAAAAUUCUUUAUCCAUUUAAAAAACUCCUUGUAUCCCAUCUUUGCUUAUUUAUUUGGCAUUUUGAGUUUCUGCAGCACCAGAGCUA
Molecule: messenger RNA, 2009 nt
Organism: Ricinus communis (castor bean)
Lineage: Eukaryota; Viridiplantae; Streptophyta; Magnoliopsida; Malpighiales; Euphorbiaceae
Product: serine/threonine-protein kinase BSK5
Exons: 10
Coding region: 413-1876 (487 amino acids)
Biological process (GO): brassinosteroid mediated signaling pathway; protein phosphorylation
Molecular function (GO): ATP binding; protein kinase activity; protein binding
Source: RefSeq, a predicted model, not a curated record